CACAGUUUAGGACCCAGUCAUCUGCUUUGGGUCCCUGAGGGAUGGGGAGGCUAAAGCAAUGCUGGGCACUUUGGAGUUGCUGUUGCCAUGGAAACCACAGUCCUAGUUGAGUUUGCAUCACUGGGGGAGUGGGAAGCUGAUUCUCCUUCCCUGCUCUCAUCCACAGUGUGGGAGCCAUGGCACUUGUUGACAGACAGCGGUUGCUGAGGGCCACAUACAAGGCCUGGGUGCGGAGGGUGGGGGACCGUAUGCGGCCUAUAGGAUCUGCUCUUGUUUUACUGGAUUGUUGCUCCAAUUUAUCCUUCCUCAAGCUGGUGCCCUUCAUAUAUUUUGGACUCCCAUCCGCCCAAGCCAAGAUGGCCAGUGGUGAGGAAUGCUUGGCUAAGUAAUGCAAAGCACCCUGGGCUCACCAGACUGGGGGAGGCUGCCCUGGAGUGCAUUCUUCUCUCCCACUUUGUUUGUUUGUUUAGUUAAACCCGUCUUCGUGGCACCCCUGAGGUUUUCUUGGUGGUGAGAAUUCAUUCAGCAUUUGUUUCUGGCACUUCACUUACAGUGUAACGCUUCUGCCUCAUGGCUGGUGGGCUGACCCUGAAAGAGCUCAUCUGUUUGAGAGCACUCCAGGGAUCCAUUCUAAGUUCUGUCCAGAGACUACCUGCUAAGACCACUAAUGCUGCUUUCACGCCAAGGACAGUCCUGAUCUUGUGUGCUUAAAGUGUGCAGAUGCCCCCUGUCAGAAGAGCUGCCCAACUAAUCUAGACAUCAAGUCAUUUAUCACAAGUAUUGCAAACAAGAACUACUAUGGAGCUGCCAAAAUGAUAUUUUCUGACAACCCACUUGGACUGUCAUGCGGGAUGGUAUGUCCAACUUCAGAUCUCUGUGUGGGUGGAUGCAAUUUAUAUGCUACUGAGGAAGGACCAAUUAAUAUCGGUGGACUGCAACAAUUUGCUACCGAGGUAUUCAGAGAAAUAAAUAUUCCACAGAUUAGAAAUCCUGCUUUGCCACCACUGGAAGAGAUGCCUGAAGCUUAUCAUGCCAAGAUUGCCCUUCUAGGAGCAGGACCUGCCAGUAUAAGCUGCGCUUCAUUUCUGGCUCGAUUGGGCUACUCAGACAUCACCAUUUUUGAAAAGGAAGAUUAUGUUGGUGGCUUAAGCACAUCUGAAAUCCCCCAGUUCCGGCUGCCAUAUGAUGUAGUACAUUUCGAAACUGAGCUUAUGAAAGACCUCGGAGUGAAGAUCAUUUGUGGCAGAGGCCUUUCAGUGGAAGGAUUGACACUCAGUGCCUUGAAGGAAGAUGAUUACAAAGCAAUCUUUAUUGGAAUUGGACUACCAGAACCAAAGAGGGAGUCUGUAUUUCAAGGUCUGGGAAUGGAUGAAGGAUUUUACACUUCGAAAGACUUCUUGCCACUGGUGGCUAUGGCAAGUAAACCAGGAAUGUGUGCCUGUCGCUCUCCAUUGCCAUCAAUACAAGGAACAGUGAUUGUUCUCGGAGCAGGAGACACCGCGUUCGACUGUGCAACAUCGGCUUUGCGCUGUGGAGCUCGCCGUGUCUUUGUGGUCUUCAGAAAAGGAUUUACUAAUAUCCGGGCUGUCCCUGAGGAGAUGGAACUUGCAAAGGAAGAAAAGUGUGAAUUUCUGCCUUUCCUUUCUCCUCGGAAAGUUAUACUCAAAGGAAGAAAGAUUGUUGCUAUGGAAUUUGUUCGGACUGAGCAAGAUGAAGAUGGAAACUGGAAUGAAGACCAAGAUCAGGUUUUCCGUCUGAAAGCAAAUGUGGUGAUUAGUGCCUUUGGUUCAAUCCUGAGUGAUCCUAAAGUUAAAGGAGCUCUUCAUCCUCUCAAGUUUAACAGAUGGGGCCUCCCUGAAGUUGAUCCGGAGACCAUGCAAACAAGUGAGCCGUGGAUUUUUGCAGGAGGCGACAUUAGUGGUCUGGCCAACACUACAGUGGAAUCCGUGAAUGAUGGCAAACAAGCUUCAUGGUACAUGCACAAAUACAUACAGUCUUUAUAUGGUGGUGCAGUUCCUGCUAUACCCCAGUUGCCCCUUUUCUACACACCUAUCGACUUAAUAGACAUCAGCACAGAAGUGGCUGGGCUCAGGUUUCCGAACCCCUUUGGCCUCGCCAGCGCGACUCCGGCUACAAGUUCGCCAAUGAUCCGCAGAGCCUUUGAGGCAGGAUGGGGAUUUGCAGUUACCAAAACAUUUGCUCUGGACAAGGACUGUAUAACCAAUGUUUCUCCAAGAAUAGUCCGUGGAACGACCUCAGGUCCCAACUACGGUCCAGGCCAAAGUUCUUUCCUGAACAUUGAACUCAUCAGUGAAAAAACAGCAGCCUAUUGGUGUAAAAGUAUCACUGAACUGAAGACUGACUUCCCAGACAAAAUUGUCAUUGCCAGUAUCAUGUGCACCUAUAACAAAGACGACUGGACUGAACUUUCCAAAAUGGCUGAGGUAUCAGGAGCUGAUGCCCUGGAGCUGAAUUUAUCAUGCCCGCAUGGCAUGGGGGAGAAAGGAAUGGGCCUGGCCUGUGGACAGGAUCCAGAGCUGGUGCGCAACAUCUGUCGCUGGGUAAGGCAAGCUGUUCAGAUUCCCUUCUUUGCCAAGCUGACCCCAAAUGUCACUGACAUUGUGAACAUUGCCAUGGCUUCCCAAGAAGGUGGUGCAGAUGGCGUUACAGCCACCAACACUGUGUCAGGGCUGAUGGGACUGAGAGCAGAUGGCACACCUUGGCCUUCCGUUGGACUGGGUAACAAGACCACAUAUGGUGGUGUAUCAGGAAAUGCCAUCAGACCCAUAGCCCUUCGAGCCGUUUCAGCCAUUGCCUGUGCUCUUCCAGGAUUUCCUAUUCUAGCAACGGGAGGCAUUGACUCAGCCGAAAGUGGCUUGCAGUUUCUUCAUAGUGGUGCUUCUGUUUUACAGGUGUGCAGUGCCAUACAGAAUCAAGACUUUACCGUGAUUAAAGAUUACUGCACUGGGCUAAGGGCUUUGCUUUACCUGCAGAGCAUAGAGGAACUCCAAGACUGGGAUGGACAAAGUCCACCAACUAUCAGGCAUCAGAAAGGAAAGCCUGUGCCAAAAAUUGCUGACCUGAUGGGAAAGAAACUUCCCUGUUUUGGCCCCUAUCUUGAACAACGCAAGAAGAUAAUAGCGGAGAAUAAGUUGAAACAGAGCAGCCCUCCUCCUCAGCCCAAGAAAAAAUACUUUGUUCCAAAGAAGCCCAUCCCGGCAGUGAAGGACGUAAUUGGAAAAGCGCUGCAGUAUAUUGGAACAUAUGGAGAGCUCAGUAAUACAGAGCAAGUUGUGGCUCUGAUUGAUGAGGAAAUGUGUAUCAACUGUGGCAAAUGCUACAUGACCUGUAAUGAUUCUGGCUACCAGGCUAUACAAUUUGAUCCAGAAAUCCACCUGCCCACUGUUACCGACAGUUGUACAGGCUGCACUCUGUGUCUCAGUGUCUGCCCUGUUAUUGACUGCAUCCGAAUGGUUUCCAGGACAACACCUUAUGAACCAAAGAGAGGCCUGCCCUUAGCUGUGAACCCAGUGUGCUGAGGUGAUCAGACCAGCAGUUAAAGUGAACCUUACAUUUGCUUGAUUCUAUUGAUUUGCUUUCUAAUUAGUACCAGCAACUCCAACUAUGUUAAAAAAGAAAAAUAACCUGAUGAUGGCAGCCAUUAUAAGACUGGCUGUGUUUUCCAAUCUCUCUUUUUUUAAAGUCUUUGGACAAGCAGCAGUUAGUUUGUCAGAUGUUGCUUGUCCUUGUCUUUCCUGAGAAGCAUAACUUGUUUUUUCUCCCCUUUUGCAAAUUGCUGUGUGUUCUGAUGAUUUGGGUGAUUUUCUAUCCACUAACAACCUGCAAAAUUAGAGGAACUUUUUCUAAGCCACUAAUCCCUGACAUGUGGACAAACUUCGUUACCAGGGAAACAUUUAGUAAUUACACAUUUCCUUUCCUUUUAAAAGUGUUUUUUAAAAGAUGUAAUUAACUACAUAUCACACAAACAAAGCAAUGUGGAUUGUGUGUGUGUGUUUACAGAAAGAUAUAAAACAGAGGUUUAAAUGGGUAUUUUUGAACUAUUAAUCAGCUUCAACGGCUGCAGCAUAUGGCACUCGAUUACCUUAAGUCUUCCUAAAUUCUACCUCUGACUAGACAUUAGAAACUGCAUUUGCAAAUACAGUGCACUCUUUGCCAUUUAAUGUUUUUUCACUUGGUAGCAUGAUUUCUUUGUUUCCCUUAAUGAACCUCCAGAGCAUGCCAAUUAGCCGUAUUCUUUCAAAUGUAAGCAUUAGCUCAAGAAUCUGAUUUAUAGUGGGUUUCUGUUGCAUCAAUGUGCUGUUAGAAGAGGAUAUUAGCAGUAGCAGCCUGUGUGGCACAGAGAGGUCCAAAAGAUGGGGCAUAUCUUAUCUCCUCGGAAUUAAGGUGGCAUAUAGUACCUGCUGAAUGCCGUCCGGCUAUACAGGUGUCUGUUUCUUUGCAGGGCUGAGUGAAUGGAGGGGAACUUGCAAGUGUCUACUAUCUUCCUCUCUUCCUCUCCCCCACCUGCCCCACUAAGCUUGCAGCCCUAGCAUGCCAGGCCAUUCCUAUUCCCAGACCCCUUUACUUAGCACUGGUUUGCCCUUAUCUGGAGUACUGUGUCUAGUUCUGGGCACCACAGUUUAAGAAAGAUGCAGACAAGCUGGAAAGGGUUCAGAGGAGGGCGACCGCGAUGAUCCAGGGGCUGGAAACAAAGCCCUAUA
Molecule: messenger RNA, 4721 nt
Organism: Varanus komodoensis (Komodo dragon)
Lineage: Eukaryota; Metazoa; Chordata; Lepidosauria; Squamata; Varanidae
Gene: DPYD
Product: dihydropyrimidine dehydrogenase
Exons: 21
Coding region: 813-3539 (908 amino acids)
Biological process (GO): uracil catabolic process; thymine catabolic process
Cellular component (GO): cytosol; cytoplasm
Molecular function (GO): NADP binding; dihydropyrimidine dehydrogenase (NADP+) activity; uracil binding
Source: RefSeq, a predicted model, not a curated record